AUGACGGGGUUGGACGUCCGAGAUGAUAGUAGCACGUCCGUGUGCGUCGGUAAGUGGCGAUCGGUCAAAAGAGACGCCAAGUGUUCGACCGAUCGGGCAACGUUCUCCAAAGCUCUGAGCUCCGCUCCUUGCUCCGCUUCAAGUCCCUCGUUCGAGCUGCGGAUGUCCUCAUCACAAUUUAUGCAGGGUCAAGAAGCCAUUCGCACCGAGAUGCGAGAACAUCAGCAGAAGACCGACGCCCAUCUCAAGCUAGUCGAUAACGAGAUAGCGCAAUUUGCUGCCUCUGUCCCUUCGCGACCUCAGGGAUCACUUCCCGGGAACCCGGAAGCAAACAUUCGAGAGCACUGUAACGCUGUAUCUUUGCGCAGUGGCAAAGAGGUCGCUCACCCUGUCAUCACAUCUACGGAAAAAGGUCAGUGCUCUAAUUCUGUCCCUACAUCUUUUCCUGACCCCAUCUCGGCUGAAAAAUCGACAGAGAUCUCGGGUGAUGAAGAGCGCGACGUAUACAUUCCACCGCCACCAUGUCCGCCUCCGGUUCCUUUCCCUCAACGACUCAGGAAAACUAAAGAAUAUACCCAAUUUGCUCGAUUUGCUGACAUGGUGCGUAAGUUGGAAAUCACUAUGCCGUUCCACGAGGUUAUCACUCAGAUGCCAUCCUAUGCCAAAUUCCUGAAGGACAUUCUCACAAAGAAGCGCGUCAUCGAGAAGGAAACCAUCACGCUUAAUCCCGAGUGUAGCGCCAUUCUUCAGCAUGAUCUGCCACCGAAAAUGUCGGAUCCAGGUAGCUUCUCGAUUUCCUGCAAAUUGGGAAAUGUUUCUAUAGAUCGUGGUCUUUGUGAUUUAGGUGCCAGUGUAAGUCUUCUACCACUCUCCAUCUACAAGAAACUCAACGUGGGAGAACUCAAACCGACUCGCAUGGCUCUUCAACUAGCUUAUCGUUCUAUCAAAUACCCUCUGGGUAUUCUCGAGAACGUUCCGCUGAAAGUAGGCGAUUACUACGUACCGGUCGAUUUCGUUGUGCUUGACAUAGACGAAGAUGCCAAAAUCCCGAUUAUUCUAGGGCGGCCAUUCUUUAACAACUCAAAUGCCAUUGUCCACGUUCGUGCCGGCCGACUGACACUCAAGAUCGGCGACGAAACGGUGGAAUUCACGCUCGACCAGAAUUUCAAGCAACCAUAUACAGUGGACUCUAUAUAUUACAUCGACUUGAUGAAUGCUUUAGCCGAUGAGGUACUCUUUGAAUUUCGUGAUUUCGAUGCCCUCUCUAUUGCUCUUCUUUCUGAACAGGGCUGCAGUACCUCUACGGAAACUCAGAUUCACGCAUACACAUCAUUCCUGGACGGUUUAGACGAAAUGCCAUGCAACACGGACGUGUCUCAUACAAACACGGACCAUGUCGAUAUUCUGCCGAAAAACAUCGAACGACACACGCCCGUGUUUGCCACCAGCUCAGUCCGUGUUUCAUGCAACACGGUCGUGUCAUCAUUCGACACGGACUGUGUCAAAUGUCUGAGCAAUUUUUCGAAACAAGACACGCCCGUGCACAACUCGACACGGCCGUGUCGAGUGUGA
Messenger RNA from Tarenaya hassleriana, 1572 nucleotides. RefSeq lists its product as uncharacterized. Lineage: Eukaryota; Viridiplantae; Streptophyta; Magnoliopsida; Brassicales; Cleomaceae. The record is from RefSeq and is a predicted model, not a curated record. The transcript has a single exon. The coding region runs from base 1 to 1572 and encodes 523 amino acids.